Molecule: messenger RNA, 1698 nt
Organism: Ostrea edulis (European flat oyster)
Lineage: Eukaryota; Metazoa; Mollusca; Bivalvia; Ostreida; Ostreidae
Exons: 1
Coding region: 1-1698 (565 amino acids)
Source: RefSeq, a predicted model, not a curated record
AUGAAACACGUUUCAGAUAAUCCUUCGGAAACAGCGGAUACCAUACGACGGGACAUUUAUGUUGACAACAUACUAACAAGUGUUAACACAGAAGAUGAUGCUCGGAAAUUUUUUCACGAAUCGCGAAAAUUGUUGUCCGACGCUGGAGUUAACUUACGUUCUUGGGCCUCCAACAGCACAGUUCUUCAAGAAACAGCGAAAACAGAAGCAGUUAUUGAUCAAGACUUAGAGACAAAAAUUCUUGGAAUGCGAUGGGAUCCAGAACAGGACAUACUAACAUUUGCUAAGAAAAUCAGUAACACAGAGUCAAGAUUUAUCAGUAAGCGUGAAAUACUACGUCAGUCAUCAUCUAUAUUUGACCCACUUGGACUUCUCGGACCGGUUACGAUAAGGGCAAAACUGUUGAUGCAACAACUUUGGAAGCAAAAACUGUCAUGGGAUGAGAUAUUACCGGAACACAUACAUUCGGAAUGGAUUGAUAUGUCACGAGAUAUACAAUCGGCAUUAGGGGAAAUUAAACUCCCUCGACAUUUUUUCAACGAAUCGACUCAAAAUCACCCGUUUACGCUACAUGUGUUCGUGGAUGCGAGUGAAAAAGCAUAUGGAGCGUGUGUGUAUAUUUACAACGGAGAAAAUGCAACGUUGAUAAUAGCAAAAAACAGGGUUGCACCUUUGAAAAAUAUCACUCUUCCUAGGCUGGAACUGAUGGCCGCUGUCAUAGGAGCCAGAUUAGCAAACAAUGUUCAACAAAGUAUAUGCAUAGAUUUUGAUUCAGUAACUUACUGGAGCGAUAGUCAAGUUGUUUUACAUUGGCUGUCAUCGUCAAAAUCUCUCAACAAAUUUGUGGAGAAGCGAAAAAGUGAAAUCUUAAAGCUUACUGCGCCACAUUUAUGGAAAUACGUACCAACGGAUACGAACCCUGCUGAUUUACAAACUCGUGGUUUGUCUGCGGAACAAUUGAAAACGUCAGCGUUAUGGUGGCAUGGACCAAAAUGGUUAAAUAACAAGGAUCAAUGGCCAGUAUGGGAACCUCAAAAUCGCACAGUUUUGUUGGAAGUUGAUACAGAUGUUGAUGAGAUUUUAACCUCAGCAAGUGUCAACGCGACUGGAAUUCAUAGGAUCGUCGACAUUACCAGGUUCAAUACGUUACAUACACUGCUACGCGUUUCCGCCUAUGUGUUGCGUUUUAUCUCAAAUUGUAAAAUACACGAAGAAAACAUCCGUACUAUUUUAAGCGAAAUAGAAACCGUUAUUAAUGACAGACCGUUAACCUACGUUUCAUCUGAAAUUCAAGAUUUACAGCCGUUAACGCCAUCUCAUCUCUUAUAUGGACGAAUGAAAACUGCACCAUCAGUGUCAGUCUCCCAGGAAAAUACAAACAUUACGCAUACCGAAGCAAAUAAACAAUUGGAGAGAAAAGAAUUGGUUCUACAACAUUUUCUAAAACGAUGGAGAAUGGAAUACCUAACGGGAUUACGCGAGUUUCAUAAAUUUUCGGGAAAAAACGAUACCAAAAUUAAGGUUGGUGACAUAGUUCAAGUCUACGAGAAUAUGCCUCGUACGAAAUGGAAGUUAGCUAUGAUAGAUGAACUUAUUACAGGAAACGAUGGAUUAGUACGUGCAGCAAAAAUCCACACUGCUUCAAACAAAAUCACAACGCGACCAGUUACCAAACUUUAUCCUCUAGAACUUCCUUAG